AUGUCAUUUGUGAAUGAUGUUGAUAUUUACAAGAAAAUGGUUUCUGGAAAGAUUAUACAAAAAACAUGUACAAUAGAUGAAACUUCAACAGAAUUUAUGGUUUUACCCAAAUGUGAGCACACAGAAGAAACAUUGGUAGUCGGUGAGGAAAUAAUUGUAGAUGAAAAUAUGGUUAUAAAUCAGCAAAUUUCAGAGGAAGUUAUUUGUAAACAAAAAGAUACUUCUGAAUAUUUUGAGGAAAGUAUGAAUACAACAAUGUCUGUUGCAUAUGCAGAAGAUUCUCUACCCAUAUGUACACAAAAUACAAUUAGGCAAAAAUGGCUUUCAAAUGAUAUCAAUAAAGAAGAUUUAUUGUUAUCUGAAUCAGAAGAAAGUGAAACUGAAAUGUACAAUAAAGUAACAAAUGAUGAUCAAGAUGGAGAUGAAGAAACAAUAGCUACAUUUGUAACUGCUGCUGGUCAACAGUUAGCAUUAUAUGCAGUUGAAGAUUCAGAAGAAAUAUUUGCUGUUGCAGUUUAUGAUGAAUCUGGUGAACCUCCAACAAAUUUUCAAUUUUUGAUGAAAGCAGAUGUUGAAAGAUUAAUAGGUGAAGGAGCUGUUAGAACAGUUAAGAAACCAACACAAAUAAAACAACAAUUAUUGACUACUCAGUCACCAAUAUUUUUCCCUAAAAAUGAAUCAACAAAUGAUAUAUCAAUGGAUAAUGAAAAUAAGAUAAUUUCAAAUGAAAAUGAAAGGAUACAGGGUAAAGGAAAUAUAUUGGAAGAAAAUUCAACUUUAGUAAAAGAUACUGAUGUAAAUUUAAAUACAAAACGAGUUCCUAACAUUAUAUAUGCAACAAAUGAAAAGCAAUCAGAUGUAACAUAUUUAAUGAUGGAUGAUUGUUCUGUAAAUAUGCGUAAUUCUAGAGAAUGUCAGGAAGAUAAUAAAAGCGAUGGUGAAUUAAUAGAACAGUCAACAGUACAAUAUAUUUUAUUUGAAGGUGAUCAAUCUGAUUCUGAACUAACAUUUGAUGAAAUUCACGAAACUCUCCAAAAUUUAAAAUUGAACGCAGCAAAGAAGCAAAUAAAUAAAAAGAUUAUAAGAGAUCAAAACAGUUUUGGACAUAUUAAAGGAACAGAGUAUGAAACUUCGAUAUACCAAACCUCUAAUAUAUCUAAUAGAAUGUCUAAUACUUUAACAAAGAGAAAAUUAAAUUUGUUAGAUAGCCAACAAGAAUUAUUAGAAACAUUAACAGACUCAUCAGCGGAUUUAAUAUCAAGUAGUACAAAUUUAGAUGUAUCAAAUGGUUCCAUUGAAUACACAUCACCUGAAUCAUCACAAAUACAGUACAAAACUAAACGUUCUCGAAAACAACAAUUAAUUUCUGUAAAUCGUGAAGAUUCAGAAAUUAUUAUACAGCCAGCAUCUCUUUUAACUGAAGAAGACAAUAACGUUAGGAAAAGAGUAAGACGAAAUAGAAGAGUCAUAGGUCAUUCCGGAUACCGUCAAAGAAAUAAUGACUCGAAAAGAAUGAAAAGAAUGAAACGGAAAGAAGUUGAAAUUAUCGAAAUUGAUAUUGACGAAGAAGAAAGUAUUCUGCAUUCGAAACGGGAUGUUGUUGAAAUAACUAUAGAUGAUAGUAAAGAUAAAUAUUCUAGCGAUAAAGAAAAUGAAAUUAUAAUGGUUGGAGAUUCUGAUGACGAAUCACAACAGUCGAAUUCAAAAGCAAUUUUAUUACAGUGUCAACACUGUUCUAGAAAUUUUCGACAACAAAGAGCUCUAGAAACACAUUUGCGAGUUUGUUCAAAAUCGCCGUCUAAUAUAAUACGAUUUAAUGAACAAAACUUAAAACAUGCAAAUGGAACAACUGAUGAUACUGUUAAAAAACAAUACGCUUGUAAAAUAUGUCAACAAAAAUUUGAUGUAGUGGUAGCAUUAGCACGCCAUGUACGUUCAGAACAUUCUCAAAGGAAAAAACGUAGAUUUAGUAAAUUAUCAGUUGAACGACCAUCUAUAGAAGUUAAAGAAAAGAAGGAGCAUAUUGAACCAAAAAAGCAGAUGACUAUAAUUAAAAGGAUUAAAAGAAAAAGUAGUCAACGAACAAAUUGCACUUGGGAAGUAAAAAAAUUAAGUUGUUCUGAUUGUGGUAGAUGGUUUCCCAGUGCUGCCUUAUUAAGAGCACAUUGUUUACAGCAUGGAACAAAAAAAUCUGAACAGCAAAUACGUAGAUGUCAAAUAUGUAAAAAAUUAAUUAGGUCUAGAUUACUCUUUGUACGACACUUAAAGAAACAUGGAAAUUUACAAAAAAAUACAAAGUCUAUACCAAAUAUUCAAAAGAAGUUACAUACAACCAGGUCAGUGACAAGUAAAAUUACGACGCUCAGAAAACGGGGACGCUCACGAAAACUUUGAUCCCUUCAGAU
Eufriesea mexicana is the source of this 2405-nucleotide messenger RNA. RefSeq lists its product as uncharacterized. The record is from RefSeq and is a predicted model, not a curated record. Gene Ontology annotation, biological process: regulation of transcription by RNA polymerase II. The transcript has 6 exons. Gene Ontology annotation, cellular component: nucleus. Lineage: Eukaryota; Metazoa; Arthropoda; Insecta; Hymenoptera; Apidae. Bases 1 to 2394 code for a protein of 797 amino acids. Gene Ontology annotation, molecular function: DNA-binding transcription factor activity, RNA polymerase II-specific; sequence-specific DNA binding.